AUGGCGAUUCGAGAGGAUAUCGUCGUGUCGGCGACGCAAUUUCUCCAGGACCCAAGUGUCGCGAGCUCGUCCAUUGAUAAUCGCGUGGCCUUCCUGCGAACCAAGAACCUUACACAAGAGGAGAUCGAUGCCGCUCUUGCCAGAGUCGGCGCGCAACCGGCCCCAACUGCCGCCCCGACUCCGAUGCCGGUCGCCCAGCAGCAACCACCGCAACAGUACUAUCAAUCAUAUCCUCCUCAGUAUGCAGCAUGGCAACCGCCCCCACCGCCUCCCAAGAGAGACUGGAGAGACUGGUUUAUCAUGGCGACCGUCGUCGGAGGCGUUGGCUACGGCGCGUAUGCUCUGGCCAAGCGAUAUGUUUAUCCGAUGAUCGCUCCCCCAACACCCGAGAAGCUCGAGCAAGACAAGAAGUCCAUUGAGGAGCAAUUCGACAAAGCGUUCGGAUUGGUUGAGCAGCUGGCCAAAGAUACUGAAGCUCUCAAGGAGGCGGAGAAGGAGCGGACAGAGAAGCUCGAUACAGCGCUCACGGAACUUGAGUCUGUGGUCAAGGAGCUUCGGUCUGCAAACGCGCGAAGGGAGUCGGAAGCACAGCGCAUCAAGGAUGAUGUCCAAGUUCUCAAGGCUUCGAUCCCUAAGGCCAUGGAAACGCAAAAGGAUACUACCGAUAACAGACUCAAGGAGGUUAAUUCAGAACUCACCAGUCUGAAGACAUUGAUCACCCAGAGAAUGUCGGCCGCUGCAGCACCCCCGAGCACGAAUGGAUUGCGAAAUGGCGGAAGUGUUGCGCCCGUAGCUUCUGUUGCUGGCACCACUGGGGCUGCCGGCAACGGAAGCCAGGGCGGGGACAAGGACGCGGCGAGCACUGUCGAAACAACAAAGACCACGGCAACACCCAGUUUCAACCGACCCUCUCCGCUCAGCGGCAAGCCUGGUGGAAAGGCCUCGAUCCCGGCAUGGCAGAUGGCCAUGGCCAACAAGGACUCUGCGGCGGCGUCGUCGACGACAACAAACGGCGCUGAGUCUGCUGGGGGUAGCUCGCAACAAGAGGCCACGAGCUCGUGA
Messenger RNA from Colletotrichum siamense, 1062 nucleotides. It is a transcript of the gene PEX14, whose product is annotated as Peroxisomal membrane protein PER10. Bases 1 to 1062 code for a protein of 353 amino acids. NCBI's taxonomy places the organism in Eukaryota, Fungi, Ascomycota, Sordariomycetes, Glomerellales, Glomerellaceae. Gene Ontology annotation, biological process: protein import into peroxisome matrix, docking. The transcript is spliced from 4 exons. Gene Ontology annotation, cellular component: peroxisomal importomer complex; peroxisomal membrane. The record is from RefSeq and is a predicted model, not a curated record. Gene Ontology annotation, molecular function: signaling receptor binding.